This is a messenger RNA of Scatophagus argus, 2297 nucleotides long. It is a transcript of the gene pgrmc2, whose product is annotated as progesterone receptor membrane component 2. NCBI's taxonomy places the organism in Eukaryota, Metazoa, Chordata, Actinopteri, Scatophagidae. Gene Ontology annotation, cellular component: membrane; endomembrane system. The transcript is spliced from 3 exons. The coding region runs from base 93 to 689 and encodes 198 amino acids. The record is from RefSeq and is a predicted model, not a curated record.
ACGCACCGCUCGUUCAACUAGUGGUUCCGCAAUUCCCGGCAGGACAUGAACGCAGCAUCUGGCCAGGGGCGGGUAGGCGCUAACUGUGCAGUAUGGCGGACGAUGGAGACAGUUCGAGCGGACCAGUUGACACAAGCGGCGGGCAGGGGGCAGCGGAUGAGUCGGACGGGCUCGGCCUCGGUGGGAUGUUGCUGAAUAUCAGUAUUUUGGUUCUUGUGGUGGCGGUCUGUCUGGCGGUAUACCGGCGGUGGGGCAGGCGGCUCGUCUGUGACGCGGCCCAGGGCGACGAGGCCUCGGCGCUUCCCAAGAUGAGGAGACGGGACUUCACUCUGGAGCAGUUGCGGGAGUAUGACGGACUCCAGAACCCUCGCAUCCUGAUGGCUGUCAACAUGAAAGUUUUCGAUGUGACUAGCGGCAAAAAGUUUUACGGAAAAGAUGGUCCUUACGGCAUUUUCGCGGGUCGGGAUGCUUCGAGAGGCCUGGCCACCUUCUGCCUGGAGAAAGACGCCCUGCGGGACGAGUACGACGACUUGUCAGACCUCAGCGCUGUACAGAUGGAGAGUGUGAGGGAGUGGGAGAUGCAGUUCAUGGAAAAAUACGAUUACGUCGGGAGGUUGCUGAAGCCCGGAGACGAGCCGUCGGAGUACACGGACGAGGAGGACAUCAAGGACCAUCUGAAACACGACUGAGCGGCUCCAUCACACCGACCAAAGCCUGGAGCCCCGAACAGCUGCGACAGACCGCCUCCCCCCAGACCUCCUCCUCCUCCUCCUCCUCCUCCUGCCCCAUCGCUCUACCAGCCGCUCCUUUCCCCCCAACUCCCCAAACUCUUCACGUCCUGAAUCUGUCCGGUGGCGUGGCUGUUCUGGAAGGGCAAGCCUCAACGCCCAGACCUCCCUCCCUCUUCAUCCUGCGACAACAGGGGGCUUUUUUUAAGGACAGAAAACACGUCCGGCGGGGAGAGAGAGGGCUUGUGCCAUUAUAGGUGUAUUUGAAACAAAACCACAAAAUAUCGUAGUCAUUUUGUCCAGAGGGGGGGACACCGCGGUCGCCGCCGAGUGCUGGGUGGAAGUUGGUCACAGGUAGUCAGAGAAACACGUUGGUCAAAGGUGAUCAGUGGAUCAGGAUGGGGAAACAGAUUUCUCUCUCUCUCUCUCUCUCUCUCUCUCUCUCUUCUUUUUCUUGUGUUUUUUUUAAAUAUUUGGUUCAGUCACGUCGCACCUGAAACUGCUUCAGCUUCGGACAGCUCAUCAAUCACUUCUGUCUUUCGGUUCAAAUCAUUUCGCCCUGUUUUCCGGCGGGCGGCGCUGUGGUCUGAACGGCGCUGUGGAGACUGGCAGGGCGUCGUAUUUUCCUGUUGUGUUUGUAGUGUAUGCACUACUAGUUUUCUUUGUUUGUCACCAUGUGAUUGUAUUUGUUGAGUAGCAUCGAGGGAGGGAAGGUUUUUUUGUUUUGUUUUGUUUUGGGUUUAUUUUAUUUUUUUUGUUUUGUUUGUUUUUUUGAUGCAUUUGGGGGUUUAAAGGUCCUUUGCCAUAUGAAUCUCGUUUUGAAUCACAUCAGACGGACUGAAUCACUGAUCAGGAAUACAAAGGGAAGGUGAUAAGGCAGUCCCAAUCAAUCGACUCAAUUGUUUACAUGCCUCACAAGCCAGCUGUAAGUCUGUAGAUUCCCCUGAAAAUGGUCCAAGUAUUAAUUGUGCCUUAUUUUGUUUGUUGCGUCAGUCCCAGCGGAGGAGGCGAGCGGAGGGAUGGAGGUGUCGGUUUUUCCCAGACUUUAGAAGAAGGCAAACGUUCUGUGAGUCGUCUGCGCACAGACUGUAAUUUUCUCCCACGUCACGAGCUUUGUAAAUAGACCGUAUGAAUUACUCAGUGUUACUGCCAUAUUUAUGUAGUCGAUGAACUCCAUAUAUGUAUAAUGCUGUGUUGUACUGGCCAAAACCCCCAUGAUUUGUUUUGUUUUGUUUUGUUUUUCUCUUUUUGUUCUUAACUUCUUUUUAAACGUGGGUGAAUUUCCAAAAAAAAAUUAAACAAAUAAAUAAAAAGAAAGGAGCGUUGGCAGAGUGCUGCAGGGCGGGACCGGGGAGCUGUUCUUGCUUUUUGGAAGACGUUGCUUAUCCUGUAAAUAUAUCUAUCAUUUUAUUAAAGCAUGUGCACCAACAAAGUGAGCUAUGCCACCGAUUCACACCACGUCGUGUAUUUAAAUGUUGGCUGUGUGUGUGUGUGCGCGUGCGUGUCCGCGUGACCGAGACAGGAAGGGAUUUGUUCAUGCAUAAUAAAUCGAUUUGGUUAAUAACUGAA